CACCAAGUCCAAGCACUAAUUUGAGAGGCAGAAGCGCUUGCAGGCCCAGGAGUACAGUCAAUCCAAGGAGAGUAAUCAACAAGUCCUAUUUUGGAUCGCAGGCUCGUUAAAUGGCCUAUGCUCCGCGCAGCAUGACGCGGUCCAUGAGCAAACAAACAUUCAUGCUCCUUUUGGUUGCAUGCUGUCUAGUCACCAUCUACCUCUUCCGGAGCAAUGCGCAAGAAGCAAUGCACAGUCUGGGUGCAGCAAGUAAAUCACCCGAAGAGGCAGCGGCAUUGAAAGGCCUCUUGCAAGCGCAAAAGAGCGAAAUGCAACGUAUACGGCAGCUGCUAGACAAGCUCAAUCUCAAGAUUGAUGCGAAAGAAAGCGAUCAGUUGAGUAGUAGGGCUCGCAAGAGUAUCGAGCGGAAUAUCGAUUUUGGUCACUCGGUCGAGCAUGAAGGUUUCUGGGCAGAGGCGCCGCCCAAAGUCUGGGAUAAUAAGCGGCAGGAGUGGGAGGAUUACAUCAAUUAUACAAUGCCUGUUUGGUCUGCGCAUGCGAGUCAAUUCAAGGGGCGUGGUAUUGUGUUGGUAGGCGGCAAUUCAGAUACGCUUGAUCGGAUACGGACGACCUUGAGCAUGUUGCAGGAGUACGGCUGUGAAUUGCCCGUGGAGGUGCACUACUUGGACGGCGAGCUCAAGUCGGAGGAUCUGAAGAAUCUGACUGCGGCUGGCGUUACACCAAAGAACUUGAGUGACAAGAAGAACCUCUUUUCAGUCAAGAAGAAGGCCGGCAAGGGCGGCAAAAGUUUCCACAUCAAGACGGCGGCCAUCAUCAAUUCUGGCUUUCGGGAAGUGCUCUAUCUCGACAGCGACUCAAUGCCUGUACGUGAUCCAACGUACUUGUUCGAAUCGGCAGACUACAAGCGGACAGGGACCAUGUUCUUCCCAGACUUUUGGAAGACGCACUUCACCAAUCCCAUCUGGACCAUUGUCGAUUCUCCUAUUGUAGAUGAGUGGGAGAACGAGUCCGGCCAGAUUCUGCUCAAUAAGGAGAUGCGAUGGGAAGUCUUGUUGCUGGCCAACCACUUCAACCGUGAUGGAGACUUCUACUUCCAGCUGCUCAAUGGCGAUAAGGACACGCUGCGAUUUGCGUCCAAGGCCAUGCGGCAAGAGUACUUCAUGGUGCCGACCUUUCUGACGGCAGGCGGUCUCAUCUGGCAAGACCGCUUCUGCGGGCAUACGAUGGUCCAGCAUGAUCAUCUCGACCAAGUCAUGUUCAUUCAUGCCAACCUCAUCAAGGAAUUUACGCGCGAGGAGCUCUCGCCUGACCACGAGGAUGGCGUCUUUCGCAUAUACAAGCGGUACACUGCCACCAAGGGCAAUACCUGGCUCAAGCCAUACUUUUCUGGCAUUGGCGCUGUGCCAUGUAUGGAGCUUGCUGCUGGUCAGGGUGAGCCCGACAUUGACGAAGACAAGUUUGACAAGCUGGUACCUGGCUGGAAUGACUUUUACAAAAAGCACGGUGGCACGGGAGGCGGUCUCAAGUAAUUAUUUAAUUCUUCACAAGCUUGGACUGUAUAGAUAGAUACUCAUUCUUGUUGACAUACAC
This is a messenger RNA of Protomyces lactucae-debilis, 1590 nucleotides long. RefSeq names its product mannosyltransferase putative-domain-containing protein. Bases 111 to 1529 code for a protein of 472 amino acids. Gene Ontology annotation, molecular function: alpha-1,2-mannosyltransferase activity. The record is from RefSeq and is a predicted model, not a curated record. Lineage: Eukaryota; Fungi; Ascomycota; Taphrinomycetes; Taphrinales; Protomycetaceae. Gene Ontology annotation, cellular component: Golgi apparatus. The transcript has a single exon. Gene Ontology annotation, biological process: mannan biosynthetic process.